AUGAGAAAUGUAUUCUUUAAAAUUCUACUUUAUUAUUUUAUUGAUCAAUAUGUAUCAUAUGUUAUUCUUUAUAAUACAGAAAAUCAAGUUAAAACACAAUCUUAUGAUUGUAUUUUCUAUUCAAAUAAAACAUAUCAUUUACAAUCAAGUAAAUAUUGUAUUCAAAUGAAUGAUUCUAUUCAAUUAAAUCGAACAAUGGAUAACGAUUCUGAAUGUUUAAAUAAUGGACAAAAAUAUGAUUUUUAUUCACUUAAAAUGCUUAAUAUAGAAGCAAUGGAAAUUUUAAAAUGGAAUUCAGGAAUCGAAAUAGCUGAUUCAUAUGCAGCGUAUUUGAACAGAUUUAAUCAUGAAUCUGACUAUGGUAAACAACAGUUUUUAUGUAAUUGUACAAAAAUUGGUACAUUUGGUAAAUUUUGUGAAUAUAAUUUUAUGAGUAAUUCAACAUUUGAAGAAACAAUUGAACACCAAUUUUAUUUAAAAGAAGAAUUACAUCAGGGAAGUCAAUAUAUUGGAAAUCGAACAUGUUAUAUAAGUUUAGAAUGUAAUUAUGGAUUAUUAUGUCUUGAUUGGAGAAAUAUAUGUGAUGGUAAACAACAAUGUAUUGAUGGUUCAGAUGAAGAUAAUUGUGAAUUAUUAGAAUAUAAUGAAUGUCAAUCAAAUGAAUAUCGAUGUACAAAUGGACAAUGUAUUGAUGAAGAAUUCUUUUUAGAUGGUGAUAUCGAUUGUAUGGAUCGUUCCGAUGAACAAUAUAAAGUCUUACACCAAACUCAUAUUGUAUUUCAAAAUUGUGCAUAUAAACCAGAUUUUAAUUGUGAUGAAGUAUUAGUACCAAGAAAUCAGUUUUCCUGUGGUGAUGGUCAAUAUCACCGAGAUAGUUAUUUACUUUAUAGAGAAAUGUCAAAUCACCUGUAUUGUGAAAGUUUCAGGAGUAGUAAUUUUAGAUGUGAAUUAGAUCAACAUCAAUUAUCUUGGACAAUGAAUAAUGGACAAUGUGUACUCUAUGGUCGAUUAGAAGGUCAUACUCAAAAUGAUAUAUGUUUAUUUUUGAUUAAAUGUGCAUUAAAUAAUGGUUUAGGACUUGGAUGUCCAUGUAAUGGACAAAAUUGUAAAGAUGUUAUUUUAUAUUAUAAUUGUACAUCAAUUAAUGAAUAUGUUGAAUAUCCUUUAGGAGGUGUACUUGCUCUAAAUAUAAGAACAUUUUAUAUGUUAGAAAAUCUUUAUGGAAAUAAACAACCAACUAAUGUUUCAUUUACUGGUAGUGUGAAAUGUAUUGGAUUUCAUCUUUCAGUAAAAGAAUUCAGAUCAAUGGAUUAUGAUCCUAAAAAUCUUGCUGGUUUUGUUCAUUGGCGUUCAUUUGAAAAUACGUUAUGUGAAAUUAGUAAGACUUUAUAUUGUUCAUCGGAACGACCACCAAAGCGUUAUAAUUCAGAUUCAACAUAUUCUACUUUUGCUACUUGUGAAGAAUUUUAUCGUAAAUAA
Molecule: messenger RNA, 1479 nt
Organism: Adineta ricciae
Lineage: Eukaryota; Metazoa; Rotifera; Eurotatoria; Adinetida; Adinetidae
Source: the annotation of a GenBank genome assembly